Molecule: messenger RNA, 4436 nt
Organism: Papaver somniferum (opium poppy)
Lineage: Eukaryota; Viridiplantae; Streptophyta; Magnoliopsida; Ranunculales; Papaveraceae
Product: protein NLP4-like
Exons: 5
Coding region: 780-3674 (964 amino acids)
Molecular function (GO): protein binding; DNA-binding transcription factor activity
Source: RefSeq, a predicted model, not a curated record
CUUUGCAUAGUGGUAUGGAAUCUUAACUUGUAAGAAAAAACACACACACAUACAUACCCUUUUUCCCUCCUGCAUCAAAUUCUCUUUCUUUCUCUCUUUCAUUAACUUGUUGCUGCUGCUUCAAAGGAGGUGAAUUUCAAUUCUGUUUCUGGGUUUUCAGCCAGAAAGACAAGAGAAAAGGAAAAAAAGAGCAGCAGCAGUUCAAGUGGUGUUUCGGUAGUGGUAUUGAGUUUAGUUCAGUUGACUUUAUUACUGUUUUGUCAGGGGAAGAACAGAGAGUUAAGAGAUUGUGGGUUUUCUAGUGGAGGAAACAACAAUAUCUACUACUUUUUAGUUAUCAUUGAAAGCUGAAAUUUAUAGAAUUCUCUCUUUAGUUGAGUUAAUGAGACAAAGAAGAAGAUAAUAAGUGGGGGAGAAAGUAUAUGUGUGGAGGAGGAAGGUAGUUAAUGGGAAAGAGAUAUAGAGAGGACAAAUAGACUUUAAAAGAUAUAAAGACUAUGAAAUCUUUGCUGUUUGUGUGGUGGUGUUUCUACAUCUGAGACAGAUGAAAAUCAGACAUACCCAUCUUUGAUUGAUUCAAGAUUUUCUAUCACAAAUUCGUCUCUCUCAAAAGAUUUUUGUUGACGAUGUUUCAACUCGGACAGAUUGGACUACUCAAGACUGGGGAAAGGAAUCCAUAUUGGAAGUUCUUGUUUUUGUUUUACAUUUUUUAUGUUCUCUUUGGAUCCUAAUUGGAGUGGACUAAUUGUGAUGGGUUUUGAAGACAAAACCCACAUAUAAUGGAUGAUGGCAGAUUUCCGCAGGAUACCAUGUCUGCUGCACUCUCCUCCGAUCCCUCUGUCGAUUUUGAUCUCAUGGAGGCACUCUUGUCAGGAGGUUGCUGGUUAGAGACUACUGAAGGAUCAGCAGCAGAUUUUUUACAACCAUCUUCCUCAAAUUUCUACAAUUCCUCAUAUUUUUUAGCACCUCCAACUAGUACUUCAGAGAGUUUGAAUCCAAAUUACCGUCAAAGCAACAACCAAGAAGAGACUGAUGGAUCAAUUCUCCCAUCAAGAAACUCUAUUUCCCUUGCACCACAAUCUGACACCUCUUUCACAGUUCGGUAUCCAAAUCAGAACACAUUUCGGUCGUCAGAGUUUUCGGGCCAAUCAGACGGUUAUCCGGCCGAAGGAAGCUCUCAGCUGAGCAGAAGGUGGUGGGAUGGACCAGUCCCUCACUCGGGUACCUUAGCUUCAGUGAAAGAUAGGCUGAAUUCUGCACUUGCAUACUUAAAGAAUUCGCUAAGAGAGGGAGAUGUUCUUAUUCAGAUAUGGGUUCCUGUAAAGAGAGGAGAUAGACAGUUCCUUGUUACCGAGGACCAACCAUUUACUACUCUUGAUUCCAACUGCCAAAAUCUUGAAAGUUAUAGAAAAAUCUCUAUGAGGUUUGAGUUCCCUGCUGAUGAGAAUUCAAAAGAAUCAGUCGGGUUGCCCGGACGAGUUUUCUUGGAGAAGGUUCCUGAGUGGACUCCUAAUGUUCAAUUAUUCAGCAUUGACGAGUACCCUAGAAUUGGUCACGCUCAACAGCAUCAUGUUCAUGGGACUGUUGCCCUUCCGAUUUUUGAGCGAGGCAGUAGAGCUUGCUUGGGUGUUGUUGAGGUUGUCAUGACCACGCAAAAGAUCAAUUUUGCUUCAGAGCUUGAUACGGUUUGCAGGGCUCUAGAGGCUGUUAAUCUGAGGGGUUCUAAAGUUGAAAGUCCCCCAGGACCUCCUCCCAUUGUAAAGGACUCCAGACUUCCCUACCACGCCAUUCUGCCAGAGAUUCUGGAGGUCUUGAAGGCCGUCUGUAAAACACAUCGAUUGCCUUUAGCUCAGACGUGGGUCCCAUGCACUGUACAAGCCAAGGAAGGAUGCCGGCACUCCGAUGAGAAUUAUGCUCAUUGUGUCUCGACGGUGGAUAAUGCUUGCUGUGUUGCUGAUACAAGGAUCACUGGGUUUCACGAGGCUUGUUCUGACCAUCACCUCUUUAGAGGCCAAGGUGUUGCUGGAAGAGCAUUUACAACAAACCAACCUUGCUUUUCCAAUGACAUAACCACCUACAGCAAGAAAGACUACCCUCUAUCUCACUAUGCCAAGAUGUUUCAGUUACAAGCUGCUGUAGCAAUUCGUCUCCGAAGCAUCUACACUGGCAAGGUUGACUAUGUUCUUGAAUUUUUCUUACCUGUGGAUUGCCGUGACUCUGAAGAGCAGAAGACGAUGCUCAGUUCCUUGUCCAUCAUUAUACAACAGGUUUGUCGAACCUUAAGAGUUGUUUCAGAUAAGGAGCUAGAGGAAGAAUCUAGUGAGGUAGUUCUCCCUUCAGAUGAGGGACUGAAAAGAGAAGAAAGAACGAACCUAGGACCCACUACUUCAAAAGGAUCUUCAGAGGAAGAGUCUUCUUGGAUCAGUCAUAUGAUGGAGGCUCAGCGUAAGGGUAAAGGUGUUCAGAAACAGGAGCCAACAGAAGGGUUUAAAGUAACAACUCACUGGAAUAGCUCUGAGACGGUAUUCCCACAGGGGCAAACAUUUGGAGACUUAAAGCAACACAGGCAAGAUUCAGGGCCGAAAGAUACUGCUGAGAGUGGUGGAGAUUCUUCCUUCGCUGAGCAGCGUAGGUUUUCAAGUGUGGGUAAAACAGGAGAAAAGAGACGGACAAAAAUGGAGAAAACUAUCAGCUUGCAAGUUCUCCGACAAUACUUCGCUGGGAGCCUGAAAGAUGCAGCAAAAAGUAUAGGUGUGUGCCCGACAACCCUGAAGAGGAUUUGCAGGCAACAUGGGAUAACCCGGUGGCCUUCUCGGAAGAUCAAGAAAGUGGGACACUCUCUAAGGAAACUUCAGGUUGUAAUUGACUCUGUUCAAGGAGCUGAAGGUGCUUUCCAAAUCGGGUCUAUUUAUGCGAAUUUUCCGGAUUUGACCUCUCCAAAUUUAUCCGGAACUAGCCCAUUUUCAACCCCGAAGCCGAAUGAUCGAUUGAACCCGUCAAAAAUACAACCCGAAGGUGCACCCAGUCCUCCAGCUGCAUCUAAAUCACCUUCAUCUUCAUGCAGUCAGAGCUCCAGUUCAAGCCUCUCUUCUUCCAGCGGGAAACAGCAAAAUUCUGUUAUUGGUAGUCUUGCAAGUAUUGAAGAUGCUUCAAUGGCAGAAACCCUUGGUGGUGAUAGUUGCACUCUGAAAAGAGCACGCAGUGAAGCUGGGUUGUACUCUGCAGGAGAGUUGCACACCACAGCUCAAGAGGAUCCGGGGUUGUUUGGGAGAUCCCAAAGCCAAAAAUGCCUCGGCACUGAGCAUCUCAUUCUUGAUGAUUGUUUACCUCCUUUGCCAAGUAGUCAUAAUCGUGGUGCAUCUCGUGAUACUAAGGGUGGCCUUAGAAUGAAAGUCACUUACGGAGAAGAGAAAGUGCGGUUCAGCUUGCAACCCUACUGGGGUUACAGAGAUCUGCAACAAGAGAUUGCAAAGCGGUUUCAUAUAGAGGAUAUGAGUAGAGUUGAUCUUAAGUACUUAGACGAUGACUCUGAGUGGGUUCUAUUAACAUGUGAUGCUGAUCUUGAGGAGUGUAUGGAUAUCUAUAAAUCAUCUCAUACACAGACGAUAAAGCUCUCUGUUCACCACUCUUCUCAUCCGAAUCUUGGAAGUUCCUUCGGUAGUAAUGCUCCAUAAUUUACUGCAGCAGAAUGAAUCACCUUUGUAACUCUUUUAGCUGAGUUUUUAGAGUGUCAGUUGAAAAUGUACAUGUAAUAGUUACUGCUUCUACGUCUUCAUGUUGGGGAAAAUAAAGACUGAGAGAAUCCAUGGUUGGAUAUUACGCACUCUGGCGGAAUUAAGAAACUCCAACAACAGAAUGGGAGUUGGGGGUUCCUGAUAGCCAGACUCUGAACAUUAUGCAGAGGGAAUGGAGAAGCAGUGUUUCAGGAAUGAGAUGGGCAUUUGGCAGGGAAAUUGUAAAUGCGUAAUUCUUAAGGUCUCGCCGUAGAAUCAGGUACCCUUUUGAAGGCGGGAUUACAGAAGAAAACCAUAGUAGGACGUCUGCGGAUGGAAGAAUGGAUGACAUAGAAAUUGAAACAAAAUUACUACAGCAACAACAAAACAAUUUGAAAGUCUUUGUUUCGGAGGCUGAUGGUGUUCAGAAAGAACAUACAGGAGUUACGGGUUUCGAUUGUCGUCGACCCUGAUUUGGAGGUACAAAUUUGUGGUUAUAUUACUGCGACUGUAAUUUGUAUUGUUGAAUCUUUUUCUGUUUAUAUUAUUAGGGGCGGAGAAAUGAUAUUGUACAAACAGCAAAUAUUUGAAGGGUUGGAACGACUUGAAAACAAGGCUCUCCUUUUUAAUUUACCGUGACAUCUUGUUCAAUUUCUAUCCCAAUGUGAAAAAACUAUGGUUGUUCUUUAACACUGAGCAAGUAAAACUGUAAAAUUGACACAA